Molecule: messenger RNA, 1652 nt
Organism: Pieris brassicae (large cabbage white)
Lineage: Eukaryota; Metazoa; Arthropoda; Insecta; Lepidoptera; Pieridae
Product: sarcoplasmic reticulum histidine-rich calcium-binding protein-like
Exons: 4
Coding region: 126-1283 (385 amino acids)
Source: RefSeq, a predicted model, not a curated record
AGUGAGUUAACCUGCGCGUGCGCCGAUCGCUGCCAACCGUCAAGUGCACACAGUGUGUUUACCCUGCCCGAGCUAUAAAGACGUGUCACCCGCUCUCGAGACAAUCUAGUGAAAGGCCUACGAAAAUGCGGGCAAUCUGCAUUUUCGCGAUCUCGAUACUUUCCUUCGCGUUGGCAGAUUCCGAACCUUGGGUAGAGGAAGAAGAUGUAGAAGAUUAUAAUGAUUAUCACAUCGACAAGCGUGACGUCGAAGGUCCAUAUGAGGAACAUAUUCGGGUGAAACGUGGACACGAGAGGUCUAAGCGAGCUCCGGUGCCAAUUCAUCAAUAUGAAGUCUAUGAACCGUUUGAAGAAGGGUCCUACCCAGCUCCAUCUUAUCAGGAAAUGUUAGCGGCUAGUGCUGAACACUACCAUAGGUAUUUACCCGGAAAUACUCGGAUCGCCCGUCAUUUAAAUACGCAAAUAAACCCAGGACCCCUCACGUUUGGAGUUAGUCCAGAUCCCAUAGAAGUUGUUUCAGCGCCUGUAAAUCUAUCACCAGUAGCUAACACCAGACCAAUACAGUUCAGCAAUGAACCGCCAGCAGGUGUAUUGUUCUAUGAACAGAAGGAAGAUUUGACCCCAGCUGCUGGUCACGUUGUAGUAAAUCACAAUCCACAUGCCUCGGCGCAUAAACAAGGAUUGGGUCACGCGCAAGAAGCCAGUCACUUUGAUGCACAAGGAGGCAAGGUUGUCAAAGGUACCAAAACAGACCACUACGUAGACAAAGGUGGCAAAGGUCACAAAACUGACGAGCACCAUCGGAAAGAAUAUGAGGAAGCAGCUGGUAAAAAGAAAAAACACCAUGACCUUGCAGGACAUAAGGGAAGUCAUCAAGAGGAGGCUUUUGGGCAGAGAGGGGCACACUUCGACGAGAAAAAGGGACACAAAAAAGGACACAAAACUAAGGGCUUCCAUAACAAGUAUCACAAAGACGAAUUCCACAAGGAGCAUAAAUUCUACGACGACUUCCACAAGGGAGGUGAACAUCAUCGGUAUGGUAAAUUCAAUGCUCGACACGCUACCAACGAGAGUGGCAAGAAAAAAGCGCACCACGUAAACGCAGGCCACGAUUUUGUCGAGAAAGGCAAGAAUGGAUACAGCAAAAAGGGUCAUGUAGACGCUGACCACCGAGGCCACAAGGGUAAAUCUGGACAUGAAGAACAUCAUUCACAUCACUCACAGCACGGCAAGAAGGGAGGCAAAGAAGGUGGCUCUCAUUGGGCUUACGCUAAGAAAGACUAAGUUAAUAUAAAAACUAGUUUAAGGUGAUUUGUACCCUGUACUAAAAAUGCGCUUGUUAUUCGUUACAAUAUUUUAUCAAAUAGCGAUACCGAAUUCAGGUUUUCUGACUGUAAUAGUUUUUAAUUGACGAAUAGUUUAGUAGUAUCCAAUGGAAUCAUUACUGCUUUUAUAGAGUAGUCCUUCAGGAUUCUCCUUCGGACAAUAUUAAACAGAACUAAAAUGCCAUUGGUUAUUAGCUAUCUUCUAAUUGCGUUGCGAUAAUACGUAAUGUUUCUAAGGAUGUCAUAAUCGAUUUUAUAUUUCCGCUAUUGGUUUGUUAGUAGGUUACCAGGUCUUAUUCAAAAUAAAUAAGCAAAAAUCAUUAUUAAA